AUGGCCGGUCCAGAUUCUGCAGUGGAAGAAGCCAAAGCAACCCUCGUGCAGAGGUUCAGAGCUUGGGGAGAGAACCCUUUCCCUCCGACCCUGCUUGCUACCCUUAUCACCGCGCAGUAUAUGCGUCCUUUCCAGGCGCUGCCGAUGCUUUUCCCACCUGUCCUUCUUUUCACAAGCUAUGCGAGUAUACAAGGUUUCAAGACCGACACUGCUGGUAUCAGUGCCGCCUGGUCUGGUCUUUAUCUUUUACUCGCUGGUCGACGAAAGCAGCCAUUCAUGAAAAAAUGGGGAGCCCGGGGUAUCACACGAGGGGCCACAAUGGGUCUUGCUUUGGUCAACAUGGUCGGUGGAGGCCUAGCUUAUACUCUCGGAAAGAGGGAAGACGAGGGGGAUGAGUAG
Aspergillus calidoustus is the source of this 399-nucleotide messenger RNA. The record is from the annotation of a GenBank genome assembly. Lineage: Eukaryota; Fungi; Ascomycota; Eurotiomycetes; Eurotiales; Aspergillaceae.